ACAGGAGUGGGAGGGCAGCAGGGAAGGGGACUUCGAGGGGAGAUCGGGGAGGGGUGGGCCUCGAAGGAGAGCUCCCCGACUCAAGGGUUGCUUUCCACUUGGCAAGGCAAACACGCAAGAAAGAGGUGCGGGCAAGCAGCAGGGACAUGUUUGGGCGGGCGUUGGAGAGGAUGCCACUCCGGCGCUGAUUGAGGUCGGGCCAUUCCCCGCCUGCUCUUCUCUCUCUCUCUCUCCUUUUCAUCUGAGGCUGGGACUGGCAGCUCCCUCCGGGGGAUUUAGCCGCGCCAGAGCCGCCCCCGCCUGAUCCACUCUGCGCCACCCCGUGACUCCCUGCGUGGGGGAUCAGCCAGGCAUGGAGGCGCGCCUGGGCAGGGCUCGGGGAGGCGCGGGUCCCUCCUGAGGGUGGCUCGCUCUCCUUCUCCUCCUCCUCCUCCUUCUCCAUGGCUUCCCCGCGGCUGGAGACCUUCUGCUGCCCGAACCGCGACGCGGCCACGCAGCUGGUGCUGUCCUUCCAGCCGGAGGUCUUCUGCGGGGUCUGCCUGGGCAGCGCGGGGGCCGGCCUCUGCUUCAGCCUCCUCCAGCUCCUCCCCAAGAAGGGCCGCGGCGGGGCCAGGAAGGGGCCCAAGGCCGCCGCCUCCGCCUCCUCCUCCGCUUCCUCUUCGGCCACCAUCCUCCUCCUCAUCUCCGCCUGCGACAUGCUGGGCGCCCUGGGUAUAAUCUUCAGAUCAACUGUUUGGCUAGGGUUCCCAAACUUUAUAGCAAACAUAUCCGUGGUGAAUGGGACUGAUGUCUGGCCUGCUGCUUUUUGUGUCGGGAGUGCGAUGUGGAUCCAACUCUUGUACAGUGCUGGCUUUUGGUGGCUGUUUUGCUAUGCUGUUGAUUCCUACUUAGUUGUUAGAAGAUCUGCAGGUUUAAGUACAAUUGUGUUAUAUCACAUGAUGACGUGGGGUUUGGCCAUCCUGCUGUGCGUGGAGGGAAUUGCUAUGCUGUACUACCCUUCCGUUUCUAGUUGUGAAAACGGUCUGGAGCAUGCGAUUCCUCAUUAUGUCACUACGUACGUUCCACUAGUACUUGUUUUGGUGGCCAACCCAAUCCUUUUCAGUAGGACAGUGACUGCUGUUGCAUCUUUACUGAAAGGAAGGCAAGGAAUCUACACAGAGAAUGAAAGACGUCUGGGGACAGAGAUCAAAGUUCGGUUUUUCAAAAUUAUGCUGGUGGUCGUUAUUUGUUGGUCAUCAAAUAUUAUCAACGAGGGCCUCUUGUUCUACUUGGAAAUGCAGCCAGAUAUCAAUGGAAGCCUUUUGAAAAAUGUCCGAAGCGCUGCACUGAUCACGUGGAUCAUAAUGGGAGUACUGAACCCAAUGCAAGGCUUUCUCUUCACAUUGGCCUUUUAUGGCUGGACUGGCUGGAAGUUGGAUCUGCAGUGGCGAAAGAGUGAAAUACCCUGGGAGUCCAUGUCCACGUCAACAGCGGCUGAGAAUGCUUAUGGCUUGCCUGGCGAAAACUCUGUAAACUUCCAUGACUCAAAGAAAACAUCUGUAGUACCAAAUCAAACGGAUGAAGCCUUAAGCAUGCUGUCUGAAGGUUCUGAUGCUAGCACAAUUGAAAUCCACGUCUCAAGUGGAAUCCAUGAAUUAGAUGGUAACGAUGCUGAUGUUGAAUAAAUGGAAAACCAUUCCAAUGA
Molecule: messenger RNA, 1684 nt
Organism: Anolis sagrei ordinatus
Lineage: Eukaryota; Metazoa; Chordata; Lepidosauria; Squamata; Anolidae
Gene: GPR143
Product: G protein-coupled receptor 143
Biological process (GO): melanosome organization; G protein-coupled receptor signaling pathway; regulation of calcium-mediated signaling
Cellular component (GO): melanosome membrane; plasma membrane
Molecular function (GO): L-DOPA binding; dopamine binding; L-DOPA receptor activity
Source: RefSeq, a predicted model, not a curated record